Gossypium raimondii (Peruvian cotton) is the source of this 1387-nucleotide messenger RNA. Its product is annotated as UDP-xylose transporter 1. Gene Ontology annotation, cellular component: Golgi apparatus. The coding region runs from base 227 to 1249 and encodes 340 amino acids. The transcript has 8 exons. Lineage: Eukaryota; Viridiplantae; Streptophyta; Magnoliopsida; Malvales; Malvaceae. Gene Ontology annotation, molecular function: antiporter activity; UDP-xylose transmembrane transporter activity. The record is from RefSeq and is a predicted model, not a curated record.
CCUCCCUAGCAAUCUAACAUAAAAAGCCUACAUUCUCAAACAAGCCACAAAUCAUCUCUCUCUUGUUCUUUUUUUCCUCCAAAGCUCAAUUUUCUCCUGCACUCUCACUGUUGAAUUUCCCGGUGGUGGCUUGUUGUAACUUGACUUGCUUUCUGUUGUUUUUAUGGAGUUUUAGCAACCCUCUGUCAAAUAACAUUGUCAAUUUAUAUAUUCUUUCAAAGCAAAGAUGGGAGAAAUGUCAAGCUUCCAAUUGGGAGUUAUAGGGGCCCUGUUUCUUUCUGUUGCAUCAUCUGUCUCUAUUGUCAUAUGCAACAAAGCUUUGAUGAGCAAUCUUGGCUUCCCCUUUGCUACCACACUCACUAGUUGGCAUCUCAUGGUAACAUUUUGCACCCUUCAUGCUGCCCAAAGAUUCAAUCUGUUUGAGAAUAAAUCAAUUGACAUUAAGACUGUGAUGCUUUUUGGCAUCCUCAAUGGUGUUUCUAUUGGAUUUCUUAACUUGAGCCUUGGAUUUAACUCCAUUGGUUUCUAUCAGAUGACCAAACUUGCAAUUAUACCAUUCACUGUAUUAUUGGAAACUGUCUUCCUCAAAAAGCAAUUCAGUCAAAAGAUAAAGCUAUCCCUCUUCCUUUUGCUUGUUGGAGUUGGCAUUGCCUCCAUUACUGAUCUCCAACUCAAUUUUGUUGGGACAAUCCUUUCUCUCCUUGCCAUUGCAACCACCUGUGUUGGCCAAAUUCUGACAAACACCAUACAAAAGAGGCUCAAUGUGUCUUCAACCCAGCUGCUGUACCAGUCAGCUCCAUUUCAAGCAGCUAUUCUUUUUGUGUCAGGCCCUUUGGUAGAUCAGUUCCUCACCAAGCAAAAUGUGUUUGCUUACAAAUAUUCCCCUAUAGUCCUGGCAUUUAUCAUCCUCUCAUGUAUUAUUUCUGUAUCUGUCAACUUUAGUACGUUUCUGGUUAUUGGAAAAACAUCCCCAGUUACAUAUCAAGUACUUGGUCACCUCAAAACUUGCCUGGUUCUUGCCUUCGGCUAUACACUGCUGCAUGACCCUUUUACAGACAGGAACAUCCUUGGAAUCCUGAUAGCCAUUUUUGGCAUGGGUUUAUAUUCAUAUUUUUGCACCCAAGAGAACAAAAAGAAACAAGCUGAUCCAUUGGAGUGUCAGAUGAAAGAUAAGGAAGACAAACCAUUUCUGGCUCACGAGAAAGAAGGCCAUGAAGUUAAAAGUUCAGACAAGAAUUCCAUUGUCUAAAGCAAAAACAGGAUUUUGUUAUAAAGAUUUUGUCUAUUAAGUUAAGGUGUUGUUUCAAACGUUUUGUACCUUCCAGCACAAAUGACUUUGAUUCUUUAAAUAAACUGAAACGAUACUGGUUUGUAGCCGUUCUAAAAA